GAUUGUUUCUGCAGCGUUUUCGACCCAAGUUGACUUUUGAGUCCCUUUGCAUUCCCAAUAAUCCUUCCCGCACAUAAUCACCACGCCUGAUUUGUGUUAAAAAUGUUUGAGUGCUAAAAGUUUCUUGCAGGCUGGCUUCCAAUCCAUUUAAAUAGAUCUCCAUUUCUGGUGCGAAACGGAGAACAAAAAAGGACAAACGGUUCUGAAGGUGCAGAGGAGGGAAGGACUCGUAUUUUGAAAAGCGGUACACGAUGCAGGUCACAAUUCAACCCAGUUAUGCUUGCCGAUUUCAGUUGAGCUUUUUAGCACUCCCAGUCCUGUGGUGGAGCGUAGCCCGAGAGACUUGCCGCUUUUUGGACUUUCCUGCGAUGUAUAUUUUCUUUCCUCUGCGUGUUUUCUGAAAUGGCCCCGGCGGGAAGAAGGAUAUAUCUUGCGCCUGCUUUCAAAGUGCCGUUAAAAUGUUAAGAGUGGAGGGAAAAGGCAAGGAGAGGAAUUGUGGAAGGAAAGGUUUUCAGUUGCAAGGCAGAGAGGGGCACACGGAGGGUUGGCAUGUCAGCCUGUGUGUGCGUGUGCCUUCCUUGCCAAAGCCAGCCUGCAAAUGUACCGUCUUCAUGACAGCACUGCGUAUCACUCUGUCAGCUCCCCAACCCUGGAUGGGGUUGCUAGGCAGCGGCUCUUCUGUAUCCCCAAGACUUUCUGAUUUGCCAGCCUUCCCAAGGCACAUGGUACUGUUUGAUGAGCGUAAAAGGAUGCUUCACAGAUUUUCACAUUGAUUUCGGGGGCACUUCAGUUUGGUAUCAUGUUUUCCGAGGAGGGAAGAUCUUCUGGUUGAUUCCUCCAACUUCACAGAACCUAGAACUCUAUGAGGAAUGGGUUCUCUCAGGGAAGCAAAGUGAUAUCUUUCUGGGGGACAGGGUGGAGCUAUGCCAAAGAAUUGAGCUGAAGCAAGGACAUACCUUCUUCAUUCCUUCAGGGUGGAUACAUGCUGUUUAUACUCCAGUAGAUUCCCUGGUGUUUGGUGGCAACAUCCUGCAUAGCUUUAAUGUUCCCAUGCAGCUUCGCAUCUAUGAGCUUGAGGACAGAACGAGGGUGCAGGCCAAGUUCCGUUACCCUUUCUACUAUGAGAUGUGUUGGUAUGUUCUAGAAAGGUACGUGUUUUGUGUGGCCCAGCGCUCCCACCUCAGCAAAAAUUACCUGAAAGAAUUGAUGUUAAUUGAUACUGCAAGGAAACACAGCUUAGAUAGCUUCUCAUCAGAUUCUUGUGUAGAUAUGGAUGAAGAAUUGUGUGAUAUUCACACCCAGGGGAAGGAUGAGAGCCCAGAAAAAAUCCCCAAGGCCUCUAUGGAUGGAGCUUCUUCCCCCAACAGCACACAUUCAGAAGGGAAAGAGAUUCUGGGGAAGAAACAGAAAUCCACAGCUUCUCGGUACCUCAAAAGGACUUUGUCUGAUGCUUCAGAUGAAAGCAUAAAGUCCAUGCCGGCUGAUUAUCCCAAAACUCCCACAGGCUCCCCAGCCACUGAAGUUUCAGCCAAGUGGACUCACCUGACAGAGUUUGAACUGAAGGGUUUAAAAGCCCUUGUUGAAAAACUUGAAUCCCUUCCAGAGAAUAAGAAAUGUGUUCCUGAAGGCAUAGAGGACCCUCAGGCUCUUUUGGAAGAUAUGAAGAAUAUCUUGAAGGAGCAUGCAGAAGAUGAUCAGAAUCUUGCCAUUUCUGGAGUCCCUGUAGUAUCCUGGCCUAAGAAAAAUGCAAAGAACCGGGCAGUUGGGAGACCAAAAGGGAAACUGGGACCCACCUCUGCUGUCAAACUCGCAGCGAAUCGGACGACGGCAGGAGCUCGCCGGAGGAGGACACGAUGUCGCAAGUGCGAGGCGUGCCUGCGCACAGAGUGUGGCGAGUGUCACUUCUGCAAGGACAUGAAGAAGUUUGGUGGACCUGGCCGAAUGAAGCAGUCAUGCAUUAUGAGACAGUGCAUUGCGCCGGUACUGCCCCAUACGGCUGUGUGCCUGGUGUGUGGGGAAGCAGGGAAGGAAGACACGGCAGAGGAAGAGGGUGGCAAGUUUAAUCUCAUGCUUAUGGAAUGUUCCAUCUGCAACGAAAUCAUACACCCAGGAUGCCUUAAGGUGCGGGAAUCAGAUGGCGUGGUGAAUGAAGAGCUGCCGAACUGCUGGGAAUGUCCAAAGUGCAACCAUGCUGGCAAAACUGGGAAAGCGUACAAGCAAAAGCGCGGACCAGGGUUCAAAUAUGCGUCCAACCUCCCUGGAUCUCUGCUCAAAGAACAGAAGAUCAAUCGAGAAAACAAGGAGGUUGUUCCGGAUGCCACCAAGCGGAAAGUGGAGUGUGAGGAACCACCCCGGAAAAAAGUGGAUGAGCGUCCCCCCAAACCCCCUCUUGAUCCACUUCUGAGGAGGAAGUCUGAGGAAGCUCACCUGCGACGGAAACGGAAAUUUGAAAAGCCCCAGGAACCUGCCCUGAGGAAGCGGCUAAAGCUGGGCAAAGAAGAGAAGCUGUUCAGGAAAAAGAGGCGAUCAUGGAAGGUCACAGAUGACCGGAGCACCAUAGUCAAGCCGUUGCGGCGUUUCAAGCAGGAGCCAGAAGAUGAGUUCCCCGAGGAGCCUCCAAGAAAUAAGGACAGCGAUCAGUCCCGCUCAAGUUCUCCAAUGGCUGGUCCCAGUUCGGAGGGUGCCGAAGCACGAGACAAGAAGAAGUUCAAGAUUCGUCGAAAAGCCCGUCUUCCAAACAAAGAGCUCAGCAAAGAGCUCAGCAAGGAGCUCAACCUGGAGAUCCAAAAGACUGAGAACAGCCUGGCCAAUGAGAACCACCAGCCCAUCAAGUCAGAGCCCGAGAGCGAAAAUGAGGAGUCCAAGCACAUGCUCUGCCCAGAGCGGCCCCACCGCUUCAGCAAGGGCUUGAAUGGGACUCCCAGGGAGCUCCGGCACCAGCUCUUGUCCAGCCUGCGCAGCAGCAGCGGGGGCACACCUAGGGCCAUCACCCGACCUCCCCCUUCCCUCUCGCCCCCCAAGUGCAUGCAGAUGGAGCGCCAUGUCAUUCGGCCACCCCCCAUCAGCCCCCCUCCGGACUCACUCCUGCUUGAUGAUGGGGCAGCCCAUGUGAUGCAGAGGGAAGUCUGGAUGGCUGUUUUCCACUACCUCAGCCACAGUGAACUGUGUGUCUGCAUGAGGGUGUGCAGGACCUGGAAUAGAUGGUGCUGUGAUAAAAGACUGUGGACCAAAAUAGACCUAAACCAUUGUAAAUCCAUCACUCCCCUCAUGCUCAGUGGUAUUAUUAGGAGGCAGCCAGUCCGCCUUGAUUUGAGCUGGACAAACAUAUCAAAAAAGCAACUGAGCUGGCUCAUCAACAGGCUCCCAGGCCUCCGAGAUCUGCUGUUGGCAGGGUGCUCAUGGAUAGCAGUGUCUGCCCUCUGCAGUUCCAGUUGCCCACUCCUCCGAACGCUGGAUGCCCAGUGGGUGGAAGGCUUAAAAGAUGCACAAAUGAGAGACCUUUUGUCGCCACCAACAGACAACAGGCCAGGUCAAAUUGACAACCGGAGCAAACUGCGCAAUAUCACCGAAUUACGCCUGUCAGGGCUGGAUAUCACAGAUGCGUCCCUGCGUUUGAUUAUCCGUCACAUGCCUCUCCUAUCCAGGCUCAACCUUAGCUACUGCAACCACAUGACGGAUCAGUCCAUCAACCUGCUCACAGCUGUGGGAACCACCACACGGGAUUCCCUAACGGAAGUGAUUUUGCAAGACUGCAAUAAGGUGACCGACCAGUGUCUUUCCUACUUCAAGCGCUGUGGAAGCAUUUGCCGGAUCGAUCUGAGGUAUUGCAAGCAAGUGACCAAGGAGGGGUGUGAGCAAUUCAUAGCGGAGAUGUCCGUGAGUGUUCAGUUCAGUCAAGUGGAAGAGAAACUGCUGCAAAAGCUGAGUUAGUGUUUAUGAGGUUAAGUGUGUAAAUAGCCAUGAGGCGAAGACUGGAUGCCAGGAGAUCACUGCAGACAUGUGACCCUCUCUGAUGUUGCCAAGAGUCAACAGGGGUUUGGAUUGUACCAGAGUGUGAUGUUCAGACAGCUCCCAAACUUUCAAACUGCGUGGGAUCACAGCACUCUGCUCAGGUCCUCUUAUGUACCUUUUCUUUCAUGGCAGCAAAGGAUUGUCCAGGCCUAAAAGACUAGGGCACCCCUACUUAAAGUAUCACAGUGGGGCGUGUAUACAUUUUUGAAGAGUUUUUGGUGAUACUAAAAGCAAUGUUAAUUCUGGUGUCAUAAAGGUGGGCCAUACCUUGCAUUUUUGCCUUUUGGACUUUUUUUUUGGUUACAUCCUACAUUACGUAGAACUAUUUUUGUACAAAGUUGUUUUUAAAAAGUUAUUUAUGCAAAGUUCCUGAGUGUAUUGCAAAUGUUUGUUUUUUGGUUUCAAAUUGCCAAGUUACUAGGAUAGAGGGGAACUUCAGCCUCUUGUUCCUUAAAGAAAAAAAAAAGUUG
Messenger RNA from Sceloporus undulatus (fence lizard), 4481 nucleotides. RefSeq names its product lysine demethylase 2B (gene KDM2B). Bases 736 to 3930 code for a protein of 1064 amino acids. The transcript is spliced from 17 exons. Gene Ontology annotation, biological process: protein demethylation; regulation of transcription by RNA polymerase II. NCBI's taxonomy places the organism in Eukaryota, Metazoa, Chordata, Lepidosauria, Squamata, Phrynosomatidae. The record is from RefSeq and is a predicted model, not a curated record. Gene Ontology annotation, molecular function: zinc ion binding; histone demethylase activity; transcription coregulator activity.